UUGGUUAUUUUAAUUGAUUGAAAAGUCAAAUCAGCGGUUGCGGUUUUACAAAUUUUGCUCUCAAAAAUUAAUUAUAUUUAUACAUUAGUUAAUUGGGCUACAAACAUAUUAAUUACCUGUUUGUUUUCUAAUUACCCGAGUAAUUAUUAAUAAAACAGUUGCUACGUUAGUCGUCCUAAGUCUUAAAGAACUGCAAACAAAAUGGAAGAUGCAAUUCAGGAACUUCAGGUGAAGAAAUUGAAGAGGCUUUUGGAGGGCUGGCGGAUGGCACUCUUGCCUCUGAAGUCUGUGUUCCUGUGGGAACAACAAUGGCACCCUUGUGCUAUAGUUGCCUCUGUGACAGUGUUGUUUCUGUCUAUAUGGCUUAUGGAUCUCAGCACUUUAGCAUCUUUUGCAGUUGUUGGAUUGAUAUUGAACUUUGUUGACUUCAUCAUACCAAUUAUAUGCAGCACAGUGUAUGGGCCGACUGGCUGGACUGGACAGAAAGAGAAGAUGUAUGAGGAUAUAUGCCGGAGCAUUGUCUUGAACUAUAAUAAGACACUGGUCCAAGUAAAGUCAUUUUGGUCUUUGAGACAGAAUAGCCCUUCUAUGUACUACAUAAUAUCUCUGAGCAUGCUGUGUGUUCUCGCCUGGAUGGCUUCUACUAUCAACAAUGUAUUUUUACUUUACAUAUUUUCUACUGUUGUGUUGCUGUGGCCGGGUAUCAGACAACAUGGUAUAUUUAACACUGUUACAUCCUUAAUUUAUAAAGUCCCAAAAAUUUCUUCAAAAACAGAAUAAUAAUAUUUUUUUGAGACUGUAGAGUAUUUAAAACUAGCUUUUUCACUUUGAAGAAUUUGUACCCCAUGAUCUCUAAUGUAUGUUAUGAUAUAUAACAUUUUAUAUUUUGCACAUGGUUGGGGAUGUUUCAUUACAUAAAAGUUCAAUGUUAGUUAUGUAAUUUCAUCUUAACGGAAUGUUUAUUGUCAUAUUUUUCGCACAUUCCAAUCAUAGUGUAUAGGAUUGCAAUAAUAGAUAUGCUUAAUGAGUUACCUACUUGAGGCACAAGUAAAUGGCGUAAAAAAAGGCGUUUAAAUGAACUAUAAAUUAUGCUUAUGUAGGCAGUCUUUUUAUGUGCAGAUGUUGUAUACUAUCAUAAUAUGAUAUAAAGAGUAUAAUAUACUCUUUAUAUCUUAGUUAGCAAUUUAGGAUGAUUAUGGUAUUAUAUUUACUCUGAGGUGUCAUAUCUGAAACAUUUAAGACUCAAAAACAAAAAAGUUACGUCUUAGUUUUAUUUCAACAUAUUUGUAUUGCUAAGGAGUUUCAAUUUAUUGUAGUAUAGUGAUUGUUAAAAAUGUCAGAGAAAAACAAGGCAACUGGGACCACUAGUGUAUACAUAGCCUGAUGCUGUGAAUGCAAUACAGAAAAAACAAUUGUUUUUCCUGGAAAUUACAAAUUAUUCCUUCUAUUUUUAAAAUGUAUAAAGGGCUCAAAACAUGCCCUUAAAUUAUGUGAUAUCUGCACAUAGGAAAGACCUUGUUCUUAAGGAAAUGUAUUGUUUGGUAUUCAAAAACAUUAUUAUUAUUAUUAUUGACUGAUAGUCCCGCCUGUGUGGCAGCCAUUUUUAUUGAUCAGUCAGGAUACUGUUAAAAAUUUACCAUAAAGCCAAAUGAUCACUCAUCCCAAUUUGUUACCACAUUACAUCAAGGUGUGUUCCACCAGUUAGAAUAUUUAUUGAAAGACAUUUAUUUGUGUACCUACACUAAGAAUUGAUGGUAAAACAAUCGUUUUAAAAUAUCUAUUUAAGGUGAAUUUUCAAUAGUAGCUGUGACUAGAAACGUCAAAGUUAUAUUGUCGACCAUAAUAUAGUACAACCGGUUUUAAGAAUUUUAAAAUGUAUCCAUAGUUGUAUAAUAUUGUGAUGUUUGCGGUCUGGUCAUUGUUUUAAGUUUAAUAAUUUAGCUUAUUCAUUGUGAGCUUUAAAGUAUAUUGGGUUAAAUUAAAAAUAAAUUUAG
This is a messenger RNA of Bicyclus anynana (squinting bush brown), 1994 nucleotides long. RefSeq names its product ADP-ribosylation factor-like protein 6-interacting protein 1 (gene Arl6IP1). The transcript has 3 exons. The record is from RefSeq and is a predicted model, not a curated record. Bases 202 to 780 code for a protein of 192 amino acids. NCBI's taxonomy places the organism in Eukaryota, Metazoa, Arthropoda, Insecta, Lepidoptera, Nymphalidae.